Messenger RNA from Fraxinus pennsylvanica, 1248 nucleotides. The record is from the annotation of a GenBank genome assembly. Lineage: Eukaryota; Viridiplantae; Streptophyta; Magnoliopsida; Lamiales; Oleaceae.
AUGGCUACAGCAAUGGUUCUCGAUCCAAAACCCUCAUCGGACCACCCACCUCCAACCCGACCCAUGCCUGGAUUCGACCCAUCCUCCUCCUCGGACCCGGACGACGACCUCUACUCCCGCCUUAAAUCCCUUCAACGCCAACUGGAAUUCAUCGAAAUCCAAGAAGAGUACGUCAAGGACGAGUUAAAGAAUCUUCGCCGCGAGCAUCUGCGGGCCCAGGAAGAGGUGAAGAGGAUCCAGUCUGUGCCGCUUGUUAUUGGCCAGUUCAUGGAGAUGAUCGAUCAGAACAACGCUAUUGUGGGGUCCACCACGGGAUCUAAUUACUAUGUCCGUAUUCUCAGUACGAUUAAUAGGGAGCUCUUGAAGCCGUCGGCCUCGGUGGCGCUCCACCGCCACUCGAAUGCUCUCGUGGAUGUGCUUCCACCGGAGGCAGAUUCGAGUAUCUCGCUGCUUAGCCAGUCGGAGAAGCCGGAUGUUAAUUAUAAUGAUAUUGGAGGAUGCGACAUUCAAAAGCAGGAAAUCCGUGAAGCUGUUGAGUUGCCUUUGACUCAUAAUGAAUUGUACCAACAGAUUGGCAUAGAUCCUCCUCGUGGUGUCUUGCUGUAUGGUCCUCCUGGCACUGGGAAAACAAUGCUUGCUAAGGCUGUUGCUCACCAUACGACUGCAGCCUUCAUUAGAGUAGUUGGCUCAGAAUUUGUUCAGAAAUAUUUGGGCGAGGGCCCUCGAAUGGUUCGUGAUGUUUUCCGGCUCGCAAAAGAAAAUGCACCUGCUAUUAUUUUCAUCGAUGAGGUUGAUGCAAUUGCUACUGCUAGGUUUGAUGCUCAAACUGGAGCUGACAGAGAGGUCCAGCGAAUUCUCAUGGAAUUAUUAAAUCAGAUGGAUGGCUUUGAUCAGACAGUUAAUGUAAAGGUUAUUAUGGCAACUAAUCGAGCUGACACUUUGGAUCCCGCACUUCUGCGUCCUGGAAGGCUUGACCGGAAAAUUGAGUUUCCUUUGCCUGAUAGGCGUCAAAAGAGGCUCGUGUUUCAGGUUUGCACAGCGAAAAUGAAUUUAGGUGAUGAAGUGGACUUGGAAGACUACGUGUCUCGGCCAGAUAAAAUUAGUGCUGCUGAGAUUGCAGCUAUUUGCCAAGAAGCAGGAAUGCACGCAGUAAGAAAGAACCGGUAUGUUAUACUCCCCAAGGACUUCGAGAAGGGUUACAGAUCCAAUGUAAAGAAACCCGACACUGACUUCGAAUUUUACAAGUGA